AUGAAGUUUCUCGGCGCAUGGCUUCUCGGCGCCGCUGGCCUCGCCGGCCUCGCCAAUGGUCUCGCCAGCACGGAUACCAUUACCUGGGGUGGUGAUAACUCCAGAGCUGGUUACCAGACCAACCACAACAUGGAUCCCUCCGUCGUUGGAAGUAACCAAUUCGGCCAAAUUUUCAAAAUUCUCUUGCCCGGCAACUAUGGCGGUGCCGCCGAACAAAUCUUUUCUCAGCCGCUCGUUUACACGCCCAACAAUAGCACUACGCAAUACGUCUACUGGGCAACUACCCAGAACAACCUGUACAAGAUGAACGCCAAAACCGGUGAAAUUGUCGCCAAGCGCAAUCUUCACAUUCCCUUUCUCACCGCCGACUUAGACGGCUGCGUCGACAUCAACCCCAACAUCGGCAUCACCGCCACUGGUGUCAUCGACCCCGACACCGAGACCCUCUACCUCACGGCCAAGACCUAUCUCGAUCAGACAGUCCUCAACACGGCCCAGGGUCGCCCUAACGGCCGCUACUACGUCCACGCCAUUGAUGUCAACGACUUGAGCGAGCGCCCCAACUUUCCCCUCAACCUCGAAAAUAUUGCCGCCACCAACAAUCAGCAGCGCAUCUUUACCGGUGGCAUCCAUCACCAGCGACCCGGUCUGCUUCACAUUGGCGACUACAUAUAUGCUGGUUUCGCCUCCCACUGUGUCCAGUAUAACUUUAGCGGCUGGAUCAUUGGUUGGCACAAGAUCACGGGCAAGAUUGUCGAGAGCUGGGCUACCGAGGGCGCCAAUGUCCCCAUCACAACCAAGGGAGGUGGUGUUUGGAUGUCGGGUGGUGGUCUAGCCUCUGACGAUGCCGGCUCCAUCUUCUUCGCUACUGGCAACGGGUACGCUUCCCAGCUAGCCACCAUUCCCGUCAAAGGCUUUGAGCCUCCCACGUCUCAGGAAGAGUCGGCUGUUCACAUGACUCUCCAGGCCGAUGGUAGCCUCAAGAUUGUAGACUUCUUCAUGCCUGCGGAGAAGCAGCAGCUUGACGGUGCUGACAAGGAUCUUGGCUGUUCUCCCCUCGAGCUUCUGCCCCCAGAAUUCGGCUGUGGUGACAUCAAGCGCGUCGGUGUCAUUACCGGCAAGAGCGGCAAGACAUACUGGCUUAACAUGGAUAACCUGGGUGGCUAUCGCAACGGCGCUAAUAACGGUGAUGCCGUCAUUCAGGUCUACCAAAACGACAACUCUGUAUAUGCCGGUGCUGGCGUCUAUCCUCUAGAGGGAGGCUACAUCUACAUCAACGUCAUCCAGCACCCCUCCAACAUCUUCAAGUACUCCUGCGUCAAUGGCGUUUUGUCCUUUCCCAAGGUCGCCACUACAACCGAGACCAAUGCUUACAUCCUCGGUGUCAGCCACGGCACUACGACUUCGCUCAAUGGCCAGCCCGGUACCGGUCUCUUCUGGGUUACUGAUGUCCAGGGCCUCGGCCUCCGCAUCUACAAUGCCGUCCCUCAAGCUGGCACCAUGACUUUGAUCAACUCUUUCAGCAUUCCCGGCGUCACCAAGUUUACCCGCCCCGUUUUCGGAGAUGGACUCGCCUAUAUCGGAACCAACCAAGGCUACGUUUACGCUUAUGGCUCGCCUGUCAAUUCACCUCUCAACUGUACCUCCCCUACUGACUUUGGCAAUGCCGAUAUGCAGUCCAACAGCACCAGUAAACAGGUGACUUGCACUGCUAUCAUUGCCCUGUCCGUCACUGGUAUCGACCUUAGCGAUCACACCGACUUUGCUCUUUCUGCUCCUCCCUCUGUGCCAUUCAAUGUUGCCAAGGGCAGCUCCUUCACGGUCUCUGCCACCUUCUCUCCCACCAGGGUUGGCCUUUUGUCCGCUGACGUUAUUGUCAACACUACAAACUCGGUCGGCGGCUACAGUCUCAACAGCCAUGCCCGCCUCACCGGUACUGGCCAGAGCACCUCUCCUCUUCUCGAUGUGGCCCCCAACACUGUGACUUUUGAUGCUGUCGUCGCUGGUGACGAUCCCAACGGCGUUCAGCAGCAGUUCCUGAUCAGCAAUUUGGGCAAUUCCAAGCUCACUAUCCAGCAGGUGCAGUACUCCGCCAACAACGCUAGCGGGCCCUCGUCUACUUGGAGUGGCAGCGGCGACCUGGUCGUUGGACAGUUUACUGUCAAGAACAUACCCACUACCCUCGAUGGCCACAGUUCUGCCCCCGUUACCGUCGUCUUUGACUCGUCUCAGAUUGGUAGCUACGCUGGGUUCCUGAAGUUUGUCUCAGACGGCGGCACCAAGUCACUUUCGCUCGCUGCUUCGGCUGGUGCUGCCGCCAAGGCCGUACUCGAAUUCCAGACCGUUGAUGGACAGGGCUGGGUGCAAUAUGUUGAGGGCAAGCCAUUCGACUUUGGCAACGUCACCGAGAAUCGCUCUCGCCCUCUCAAGUUCCGCAUUACCAACGGAGCUGCCUCUGGUGGCGUCAAGCUAUCGCUUACCGUUUCCAAGCCUCCUUUCGGAGUCGACGGUCUCAUCAAGGCGGCUAACCAAGUAGAUCUGGCCGAAGGAACCUCUCUGGCUCCGGGAGAGAGCGGUACCGCUACGCUCACUUGCAGCGCCCCCAAGACCCAGUGGAACGUUAACCCCACGAACGGAACCGCUACGUGGACUCUCAACACCAAUGAUCCCGUCCUGGGUAAGCAGUUUAUCCAGUUCUACUGCACAGCUGUCUCCGAGCAAGCGCCACCUUUGCUUGCCAAUGGCCUAGGCCAGUACCGCUACAAGGGAUGCUACCUUGAGAACAACCCCGGCCGUCAGCUUUCAAAUCAGCUGUACGGCAAUGACGCCAGUACCAAUGCCAUGUGUAUCGCUGCCUGUGCCGCCGGAAAAUACCUCUACUGUGGUACACAGUACCAUCGUGAGUGCUGGGGCGGCAACUCUAUUCCUGUUAAACAGGUGGACGACCGCAACUGCAACUUUGACUGCUCCGGUGAUCUGAACCAGAUUUGCGGUGGCAAUGGUGAUGGUGGCGCCUCCUACAUCUCUCUCUUUGUUGACUCCACUGGCAAGGAGACUGGACCCCCCCCUGCCCCUGUGGUGAACCCUGGUGUAAGCGGCUACACUAGUAUCGGCUGCUACACGGAGGCCACAAACGGGCGUGCUCUUCCCAACGGUGCCGCAAUCGCCACGAAGACUGUCAAGAGCUGCGUUGACGCCUGCAAGAGUGGCAGUUACAAAUAUGCUGGGCUUGAAUAUGGAGGCGAAUGCUGGUGUGGUAAUGCUUUUGCUGCCGGUUCUGUUCCAGCUCCCAUCUCCGAUUGCAAAAUGCUGUGCAAUGACAACAGUACCGAGUACUGCGGUGCUGGGUCUCGCCUCAACGUGUAUCAGUUCGGCGUAGUCGUUAGCAGCUCUUCAUCCAGCGCGUCCGUCGCCUCGACGGCCGACGUAUCGAGCUCCUCCAUUUCGACGCUUGGAACAUCAAGUACUGCGUCGAGUCUCAGCAGCGCGGUCACGACUAGCACGACUAGCACGACUAGCACGACUAGCACGACAACGACGACAACAACGACCACGACCACAACCUCGAGCAGCACCCCUACUCCCACUGGCCCUGCCAGAAAGGCCGUCGUCAACCAGACAUGGCAGCGGCAAGGCUGCUGGACCGAGGCCACCAACAAGCGCGCCCUGUCCGACAAGACAUACGCCGACGACAAGAUGACGCUCGAGUCGUGCGGCACGUUUUGCAAGGGCUACACAUACUUUGGCGUAGAGUACGGACGCGAGUGCUAUUGCGGCAAUACGCUCAACACCGGCUCCGUCCAGGCCAAGCAGGAGGACUGCUCUUUCAUCUGCCCCGGCGACGGCUCCGAGUACUGUGGCGCUGGAAAUCGACUGGAGCUUUACCAGAACUACCUCAAGCACCAGUUCAGUCGCGACAACCUCUACCUCUAG
Messenger RNA from Cordyceps militaris CM01, 3933 nucleotides. RefSeq names its product Pyrrolo-quinoline quinone. The coding region runs from base 1 to 3933 and encodes 1310 amino acids. The record is from RefSeq and is a predicted model, not a curated record. NCBI's taxonomy places the organism in Eukaryota, Fungi, Ascomycota, Sordariomycetes, Hypocreales, Cordycipitaceae. The transcript is spliced from 3 exons.